AUGGCUUCUCAUCACCAUCACGAUCAUGGACAUGGACAUAGUCAUGAUCACGGCCACGGCCAUGAGGGCGGGCACGAUCACGAUCACGACCACUCCCACGAUCUAGAACCAGCGCUGCAGUCCAACCUCUACAAACAAAUCAACUUUGAAGGCAUUACUACUCUGAACGAGGCUGAGCCCGGGUCGGGCGCAGCAAUUGUCCAGAAGAGCUGGGAAGAACGUCUUGAUGAGCGACCCACUCUCGAAAGUGACGCGGAUGAACAACUUCUGAUGCAUGUCCCAUUCGCAGGGUCGUGCAAGCUGUACUCUAUUCUCAUCCGCACCUCAGACUCCGAUUCCGCACCGUCCACACUCAAACUCUUCCGCAACCGAGACGACAUGGAUUUCGGUAUGGCCACCGAGCUGCAGCCGACCCAGACACUGGAUCUACCCAAGAGCAACGAUGUCAUGGACAUACCGCUGAACCGUGCUCUCUGGAACGGCACCACUUCCAUCACGCUUUUCUUCGAAGACAACCAUUCCGGCGGAGAAGAAGAUGUCACUCAAGUAGGAUAUUUGGGCUUCAAGGGCGACUUCAUGGCGCUCAACCGGGAGCCAGUCAGUGUGUUGUAUGAAGCAGCCGCGAACCCGCAAGAUCAUAAGCUGAUUCAGGGCUUGACCAAUGUCGGCCAGUCCAUGUCGGGACAGUAG
This is a messenger RNA of Capronia coronata CBS 617.96, 690 nucleotides long. RefSeq lists its product as uncharacterized. Gene Ontology annotation, cellular component: nucleus. Bases 1 to 690 code for a protein of 229 amino acids. NCBI's taxonomy places the organism in Eukaryota, Fungi, Ascomycota, Eurotiomycetes, Chaetothyriales, Herpotrichiellaceae. The record is from RefSeq and is a predicted model, not a curated record. The transcript has a single exon.